AUAAACCCUUUCGAUGGGAUGUGGGUGCCUAUGUUCCUGUCUUAAACCCUUGUCAACUCAAUUCAUCGCCAAUGGCUUCUCUAGCCCCUAAAUUCCGCAAUGUUCCUAAUUUUUUCCACCGCGGCGUGUCUGCAGAGGAGCUCGAAGGUUUUCUUCUCGACUGAUUCAUUCAACUCGGCCCCGGAAUUUGAGGAUGCCGAUUUCCUUUCAGAGAGGCCGGAGUUACAGCUCCAUGGCGUUGAUCCCGGGAAAGGCUGGAAUUUCCGCGGCGUGCACCAUGCUAUUAUAUGCGGAAAAGUUGGUCAAGCCCCCAUCCAGAAGAUCUUGAGGAAUGGUAGAACUGUAACCACGUUCACUGUAGGAACUGGAGGUAUGUUUGAUCAGAGAACCAUAGGUUCGCAUGACUUGCCAAAACCAGCUCAGUGGCAUCGUAUUGCAGUUCAUAACCCUAUGCUUGCAGCCUAUUCAGUGCAACAAGUUGUGAAAAAUUCUUCAGUUUAUGUUGGGGGUGAUAUUGAAACAAGAGUCUACAAUGACAGCAUCAAUGGAGACGUAAAAAGCAUACCAGAAAUUUGUGUGCGCCGUGAUGGAAGGGUUCGGCUUAUAAAAGCAGGGGAAAGCAUGGACAGUAUUUCCAUUGAUGAGCUACGUGAAGGAUUAUUUUAGUGAUGUCCUGUCCAGUAGCCUGUGUCUUGAAUACGUUUCUCCUUUCUAUUGAUAUUUUUCUUAAAUUUUUAGCUUGCAGCGGUUAGAACUUAGAAUAGAUAUAAUUCAUAGUAUUUGAUAGAUCAUGCUGGUGUCAUAUUUGAAUUUUAAUGACUGAGCCUGCACUGCAGUAGAAUGCAUAUUACUUGACCCUUUGCUUA
Molecule: messenger RNA, 866 nt
Organism: Salvia splendens (bonfire salvia)
Lineage: Eukaryota; Viridiplantae; Streptophyta; Magnoliopsida; Lamiales; Lamiaceae
Product: single-stranded DNA-binding protein, mitochondrial
Exons: 6
Coding region: 100-666 (188 amino acids)
Biological process (GO): positive regulation of helicase activity; mitochondrial DNA replication
Cellular component (GO): mitochondrial nucleoid
Molecular function (GO): single-stranded DNA binding
Source: RefSeq, a predicted model, not a curated record